CGAAAUAAAUUCUGGUGACUAAUUGCGGGUGCAUCGCGUAUGUAUUUGGCUGUGAGUUUCGUCUUUGGUUUCGUCCAUUUUGAGUUACUCGUAAUGCGCGACAUGUUAAAGGACUUGGUUGAUUGAAGUGCACCGAUGGGAAGUUGGUAGGAACUUUCCGUUAUCCUGCUAAAAAUACUAGGUGUUGCGUGUUGGGCGACUCUCAAGAAUUAAGAUGUCCUUGCAGUCGCAAGCUCAUCCACAGCUCACUGGUGCAAACGUCAUAUUGAAGAUGAACGAAAUCCCACAGCUCUCCACAGUCGGGCUGCUGGAGCUGGCGCACCGCGAGUACCAGGCCGGGGACUACGAGAACGCGGAGCGGCACUGCAUGCAGCUCUGGAGGCAGGAGACCAACAACACAGGCGUGCUGCUGCUGCUCUCGUCCAUCCACUUCCAGUGUCGCCGCCUCGACAAGUCUGCCCACUUCAGCACGCUGGCCAUCGAGCAGAACCCGCUGCUGGCGGAGGCCUACAGCAACCUGGGCAACGUGUACAAGGAGCGCGGGCAGCUGCAGGAGGCGCUGGAGAACUACCGCCAUGCCGUGCGCCUCAAGCCGGACUUCAUCGACGGCUACAUCAACCUGGCGGCCGCGCUGGUGGCGGCCGGCGACAUGGAGCAGGCCGUGCAGGCGUACGUCACGGCGCUGCAGUACAACCCGGACUUGUACUGUGUGCGCAGCGACCUGGGCAACCUGCUGAAGGCCCUGGGCAGACUCGACGAGGCCAAGGCGUGCUACCUCAAGGCCAUCGAGACGCGGCCGGACUUCGCCGUGGCCUGGAGCAACCUGGGGUGCGUGUUCAACGCGCAGGGGGAGAUCUGGCUGGCCAUCCACCACUUCGAGAAGGCGGUGGCCCUGGACCCCAACUUCCUGGACGCCUACAUCAACCUGGGCAACGUGCUGAAGGAGGCGCGCAUCUUCGACCGGGCGGUAGCGGCCUACCUGCGGGCGCUCAACCUGAGCCCCAACAAUGCAGUGGUGCACGGAAACCUGGCCUGCGUGUACUACGAGCAAGGCCUUAUUGACCUGGCCAUCGACACGUACCGGCGGGCCAUCGAGCUGCAGCCCAACUUCCCGGACGCCUACUGCAACCUGGCCAACGCGCUCAAGGAGAAGGGGCAGGACCGCUGGAAGGCUGCGGCGGCGGUGGGGCAGUGUCUGGGUGACGUUGGGCGCCAGGUGUCGGAGGCGGAGGAGUGCUACAACACGGCGCUGCGGCUGUGCCCCACGCACGCCGACUCGCUCAACAACCUGGCCAACAUCAAGCGCGAGCAGGGCUACAUCGAGGAGGCGACGCGCCUCUACCUCAAGGCCCUGGAGGUGUUCCCGGAGUUCGCGGCGGCCCACUCGAACCUGGCGUCCGUGCUGCAGCAGCAGGGCAAGCUCAACGAGGCGCUCAUGCACUACAAGGAGGCCAUCAGGAUCCAGCCGACCUUCGCGGAUGCGUACAGCAACAUGGGCAACACGCUCAAGGAGAUGCAGGACAUACAGGGGGCGCUGCAGUGCUACACCCGCGCCAUCCAGAUCAACCCCGCCUUCGCCGACGCCCACAGCAACCUGGCCUCCAUCCACAAGGACUCGGGCAACAUCCCGGAGGCGAUCCAGUCGUACCGCACGGCGCUGAAGCUGAAGCCGGACUUCCCCGACGCGUACUGCAACCUGGCGCACUGCCUGCAGAUAGUGUGCGACUGGACGGACUACGACGCGCGCAUGAAGAAGCUGGUGAGCAUCGUGGCGGAGCAGCUGGACAAGAACCGCCUGCCCUCGGUGCACCCGCACCACUCGAUGCUGUACCCGCUGUCGCACCAGUUCCGCAAGGCCAUCGCCGCCCGCCACGCCAACCUCUGCCUCGAGAAGAUCCACGUGCUGCACAAGCCGCCCUACAAGUACCCCAAGGAGCUGGGCGGGCGGCUGCGCAUCGGUUACGUGUCCUCGGACUUCGGCAACCACCCCACGUCGCACCUGAUGCAGUCCAUCCCGGGGCUGCACGACCGGUCGCGCGUCGAGGUGUUCUGCUACGCCCUCAGCCCCGACGACGGCACCACCUUCCGCUCCAAGAUCGCCAGCGAGUCGGAGCACUUCGUCGACCUGUCGCAGAUCCCGUGCAACGGCAAGGCGGCGGACCGCAUCAACACGGACGGCAUCCACAUCCUGGUGAACAUGAACGGCUACACGAAGGGGGCGCGCAACGAGAUCUUCGCGCUGCGCCCGGCGCCCGUGCAGGUGAUGUGGCUGGGCUACCCUGGCACCAGCGGGGCCUCGUUCAUGGACUACCUGGUGACGGACGAGGUGACCUCGCCGCUGGAGCUGGCCGCCCAGUACAGCGAGAAGCUGGCCUACAUGCCGCACACCUUCUUCGUGGGCGACCACAAGCAGAUGUUCCCGCACCUCAAGGAGCGCGUCAUCGUCACCGACCGGUCGGGGUCGAAGGACGUGGCGGACAACGUGGCGGUGAUCAACGCCACGGACCUGUCGCCCAUCAUGGAGAGCGCCCAGGUGAAGGAGAUCCGAGAGAUCGUGUCGUCCGACAGCAAGCUGAGCGCCCGGCCCGUGGAGAUCUCGCUGAAGGUGGCGGAGCUGCCGACCACCACGCCCAUCGAGACGAUGAUCGCGUCGGGGCAGAUCCAGACGUCGGUGAACGGCGUGGUGGUGCAGAACGGGCUGGCCACCAACCAGACCAACAACAAGGCGGCGACGGGGGAGGAGGUACCCCAGAGCAUCGUGAUCACCACGCGGCAGCAGUACGGGCUGCCGGACGACGCCGUCGUCUACUGCAACUUCAACCAGCUGUACAAGAUCGACCCGCUCACCCUGCACAUGUGGGUGCAUAUCCUGAAGAACGUGCCGAACGCGGUGCUGUGGUUGCUGCGCUUCCCGGCGGUGGGCGAGCCCAACGUGCAGGGGGCGGCCCAGCAGCUGGGGCUGCCCCCCGGGCGCAUCCUGUUCAGCAACGUGGCGGCCAAGGAGGAGCACGUGCGGCGCGGCCAGCUGGCCGACGUGUGCCUGGACACGCCGCUGUGCAACGGCCACACCACCAGCAUGGACGUGCUGUGGACCGGCACGCCCGUCGUCACGCUGCCCGGGGAGACGCUGGCCUCACGCGUCGCCGCGUCGCAGCUGGCGACGCUGGGCUGCCCGGAGCUGAUCGCCAAGACGCGGCAGGAGUACCAGAGCAUCGCCAUCCGCCUGGGGACCGACCGCGAAUACCUGAAGGCGGUGCGUGCCAAGGUGUGGCGCGCGCGCGGCGAGAGCCCGCUGUUCGACUGCCAGCAGUACGCCCAGGGUCUGGAGGGCCUGUACCAGCGCAUGUGGGAGCGGCACGCGGCGGGUGACAAGGCAGACCACGUCGUUGACAAGUAGUGGGCGUCCCUCUCCCGCCCCUACCCCUACCCUCCCCUCCACCCUUCUCCACCCCACCUACCCCCCUCCUCUCCCGCCGCCGGCGCCGUCUUAUUUAUUGGCUUGCUUCGCCCAGAGACGGGCAGUUGUUUUGAGUUGGAACAGCACCUGUGUUACGACACCUGAUGCGGAUUUCGGCUCGGUGCCGUCAGUACCUUUAGUGGGUAAUAAACUGCUACGCAACUAAAAAAA
Molecule: messenger RNA, 3628 nt
Organism: Bacillus rossius redtenbacheri
Lineage: Eukaryota; Metazoa; Arthropoda; Insecta; Phasmatodea; Bacillidae
Gene: sxc
Product: UDP-N-acetylglucosamine--peptide N-acetylglucosaminyltransferase 110 kDa subunit
Exons: 18
Coding region: 215-3397 (1060 amino acids)
Biological process (GO): protein O-linked glycosylation
Molecular function (GO): protein binding; protein O-acetylglucosaminyltransferase activity
Source: RefSeq, a predicted model, not a curated record